Molecule: messenger RNA, 2502 nt
Organism: Varanus komodoensis (Komodo dragon)
Lineage: Eukaryota; Metazoa; Chordata; Lepidosauria; Squamata; Varanidae
Gene: TSEN34
Product: tRNA splicing endonuclease subunit 34
Exons: 5
Coding region: 125-988 (287 amino acids)
Biological process (GO): tRNA splicing, via endonucleolytic cleavage and ligation; tRNA-type intron splice site recognition and cleavage
Cellular component (GO): tRNA-intron endonuclease complex
Molecular function (GO): nucleic acid binding; tRNA-intron lyase activity
Source: RefSeq, a predicted model, not a curated record
GAGUCGCGUGAGAAACCGGGGGUGGAGAUCACGUGUGAAAGUGGUUUGGGACAAGGCAGAGAGGUGAGCGUGCUGGAGGUGGAGGCGCUAUUGAUGCCGCGAGGGAGAAGCUGGGCCCAGCAGAAUGAUCCGAAUCCAGAUCUUAGAGGGGAAGGCUUUUGUGUGGAAUUAUGCUGAUGCACGGCAGAUCCGAGAAGAGCAUCGCAUUGUUGGCACGCUGGUUGGGGCGUUGGCUCGGAAACCACGACAGAACGUAUGGCUGGGACUUCCUCUGCAGCUGCUCCCAGAAGAAGCCCAACUGCUGGUGGAAAGGGGGCUGGCAAUCUUGUUUAAAAAGCCAGCAUCCCAACACCUUGGAAGAGAUCCAGACCAGAAUCUGUCCUCAUCCCCGGAGAAGGUGGCCGCUUACCAAAAAGGGCUAGAGGAAAGCUAUCGGGAGCAGCUCCAGCUUGCUGCUGAACAGAGGAGGGCUGUGUUGGGCACUCUUGCCCAGCGCAUAGCCCAAGGACGGGCAAAGAAGCGGCGACAGAAAGGGGAAGAGGGAGACCCUCCUCCAAACCCUGCAGAUUUGGAACCCAGUUUUGUGCUUCCCCAAGAAUCCAUGAUGGUCCAGCUGCCGACAGAACGGGCCCACCCAGGCCAAGAAGAGGUGGUGGACUGGCGUUUGCCCUCCCAAGACUGGCCUUAUGCUGGACAAGAGGACCACGAGAUGCGUUGCUGCAUUUUCCGGAACCUCUGGGAACGAGGCUACUAUAUCACCAGUGGGGGAAAAUUUGGGGGCGACUUCCUUGUUUAUCCAGGUGACCCAAUGCGGUUUCACGCCCAUUACAUUGCCCUCUGCAUUCCAAAGGACGCUCCUCUUUCUCUGCAAGACGUCGUCAGUGCAGGGCGGCUGGGCACCAAUGUCAAGAAGACUGUUCUGCUCUGCUCAGUGGACCAGGAUGGGACUGCAAUAUAUACGUCUCUGCAGUGGACUGGGAUGCAGUGACAGUGGACCAUCCGGGGAAGGGUGGAGGGCAUGCUCGAGUUUUGGCAUUUCAACACUGCAGAGAGACUGGAUGGCUGAGCCGGGCUCAGCAACACCUGGUGUCUCGCCUGACUGUGCUCUACCUGCUUCAUAGCUGAAGUUAGUAUCACAAUUAUAAGUUGCUGUUCGUGGGAAACACCUGUUGUGGGCGGCGGGGGGGUGGGGGCGGUGAGCUAGCUCUGUCUACAGAAAUAUGCUAGCAGAAAAACUUAGGCAGUACUCCUGGAGCAGUGCAAAGAAACGUUGCUGUUUGGGGCUUGCCUUGAACCCGCUGUAUUGCGUCCAUUCAGUCACUAAAGCAAAGGGCUUCCACUGUAUGAUUUGCGAAUGGGGAUGAGCGUGAAAGAGGUACGGCUGCUCCCAGGUUUGGAAACUCUGCCGAGGGAGGCAAAGUUGACACACUCCCUGUUCCCCUUCUGCUGGCAGGCAGGCCUUUGUCAUGUCCAAAGGAUUCUGCUUUAAGUGAUGUAAUGGUACAUUUUAACCAAGAUUUUAUUUUCACUUGUAUUAUUGUUAGCAACCCCAAGUGCCAUUCUUCCCAGAAAGGCAGGAUACAAGUUUAUUAUUUAAGCCUGUGUUUUGCUCCCGCGGCGAGCACAUGUGCAUGUAACUCAAUUCACUUAUAAGUAAAUCAUAAGCUAUUGUGACAUGCCUGGUACUUGGUUCCUGCCAUCACAAGGGGGAAAUACUGUCAGGCAUUAUUUUCACUUCAGUAUGUUCUUGGUUUGUGGUGUACACACAAGGAAUCAUGGUUUAAAAUAUACACUUUAGCAAAGUAAACUGUAAAUGCAAUCCAUAAUUUCAAGCCUAAAAUUAGGGUUUGCCAUUCCAUGUAGGAUCACUGCAUUGGGAAGCUCCAAAAGGUAACUUUUCUCUUGAAUCAGAGGAAUUAUUUCCAUGUAUCAGCAGUCAGCAAAAGAAACAGAGCUAAGGCACAAUCUGCUGGCCAGCAGGCAGUGUCCGGCAAACCAAAGGAAAUGGUGGAGUCCUUCAUGUCAUGUUGGAAGCCUUCCAACUUUGCAGUGGGGAUUCCAUCUUAAGAGGAGUCUCCCUCCUGCCUCUCAUCUGGCGCCGUUGAUUCCGCACCGGCCGAGACCCUGAAGGACACGUGGUGAAGAGGCAAAGCAGUGCCCGUUCCCACUAAAUUGAGGCAGUGCCUCAAGUCUUCCUCAUGAAGGAUGCACCAUUUAGACCAAUGAACCCAAUCAUUGAAAACAGAAAAUGAAUCUGUUUUCAAGAGUGAAGCAAGCAUGGAGGCAAACCUCACCUUUCUACUGCUCAUGUACUCCGCAGAUUUCUGCAACCUCUUGACUUGAGGUUACAGGCAGCCAUGUCAGAUUUGCACUGUAGGAUGCAGUCCUACCUCUGUUUAAGACAUUAAAAGGUUUAUAAAUUCCAGCAUGCCCCAAGUAGCACGGACUAUACUGGGAGUUACAGCAUUACACCUUUAGGAAAAAGUCCUCUACUUCCAGCAU